Messenger RNA from Schistosoma mattheei, 1554 nucleotides. The record is from the annotation of a GenBank genome assembly. Lineage: Eukaryota; Metazoa; Platyhelminthes; Trematoda; Strigeidida; Schistosomatidae.
AUGACUACUCAGUGCGCUAUGUAUCGCAUCAAAAAGCUCGAACAUAGUACAUCAGGUACCGGGACCUCGUGCUACAGAGCUACAGAUGGAUCUCUAUGUUUCUGUACAGUAAUAGGCUUUAACCACGGUCACGAAUCUGGUCUUGGUUUAGAAUGCUGCCCACUUCAUUCGCUUUUUAAUAUACAAUGCGAGCCCAUUGUUCUGAAAAGCAAUUCGCGCUUUCGCAUUCUUCUGGGUAAUUCUCCCGACACUGCACAAUUUAAAAACCAGCCAAAUUCGAAACAGCUUUCUUUAAGAGGUGUGGUAGAGAAUAUCCUCUUUAAUUGUACAGCCGGGGACGUGUUCAAUGUAGAUAUAGAAUCCGUUGAGAGAGGCGAAAAACACAAAGAUCCUACAGAGUAUCAUCUAUCACUACGCGUUGACUAUGUACUUGUUCCACCGAUCUGUGGCGAUCCUACUAUGAAUGCUAAAGCUAAAAUAUUGGAAUCAGAUUUAAGAGAAAAUACUACAGUUGACUGGAAUCCUGAUUUAACAAUUCAAUGGUUAUAUCGAGCUUGGUAUUUAAAAGAAAGAGGUUCUUGGUUAGUAAAUCAUCAUUUGAAAUGUGUAACAUCACACUUGAACAAUUCAAAUAGUAAUAAUAACAGAGAGGAAUUAUUCAAAUACAUUUGGUCAUCAGCUUUUGCAUGUUAUUCCAGAGCUUUGCAGCUUGUUUCAUUAGCUUAUUGGUCUGAAAAAACAUGUGUAAAUGAUGUUUUACCAAUGGGAACUGACGAAAAUGGAUCUGAUUGUACAAAAAAUAAAACUAGCACAAAUAGUAAUAUACACUGGAUUCAAGUGGUAUCAGGUGAAAAAUCCGUAACUUGUAAUAACGGUGAAAAAUUGAACAGUUCAGACUACAAAGAUUGGGAUCAUUUUGGGGAUAUUGAUCACAAAACUAUGUUUCCAUUACAAUGUAAACCUUUACGCUUGAUGUUUAUCCUCCUUUCAAAUGUUGCUUUAUGUCAAUUGAAAGUUGGAUCUAAUGAAUAUUGUGCUCGAAAUUGUUCACAUGCUUUAUAUCUUCUUUCAUGUCAAAUAGAUUCUUCUAUAUAUUCAUCAACUAAUGAUUAUUAUCAUCAAGAUAUCAUUAAUACAUCAUUAUUUUCACAAGAAAAACUUCAAUUCUAUUGGGAUAAUUUUGAAAUAUCUUAUCAAGAUAUACAUAAAGUACUAUUUCGUCGUGCUCAAUCUUAUUUUAAUCAAGGUAAAAUGGAUGAAGCUAAAUUUGAUUUGGAAAUAUGCGUUGAAUUAAUGAAAAGUCAGUUAUUAACAUUGCAAAAUAAAGACCAUAAGGAGAAGACUAUAGAAAGUAAUAAUAAUAGUAAUAAUAAUAAUGUUGAUAAUGAACAAGAAAAUGAGGAAAAGGAUACGGAGAGCAACAACAAUUGUAAACAAAUUAAAGCAGCUUUACAGGCUAGUGAAAACCUUUUAGUCAAAGUGAUUGAUCGUAUAAAACGUGAUCAAGAUGAAUUACUCUCUCGUAUUAGGAAACGAACACAUGUAAAUGAGUGA